This is a messenger RNA of Esox lucius (northern pike), 6436 nucleotides long. It is a transcript of the gene ntng2a, whose product is annotated as netrin g2a. The transcript is spliced from 14 exons. Bases 945 to 5639 code for a protein of 1564 amino acids. The record is from RefSeq and is a predicted model, not a curated record. Lineage: Eukaryota; Metazoa; Chordata; Actinopteri; Esociformes; Esocidae.
CGGUAGGUGAAGUUGCACCCUCUCCUCACACACAGAUUCACAGAUCUGAUAGAUUACUGAAAGCCAAAUAGGACUAGAGGACAAUGGCAGAAGGGAAUUUAUGAAUUAAGGGCAUUUUAUGCACUGGGGAAAGUGAAGUCGACAAAGAGAGAGAACUGUUCGUUCUACACCUUUGAGCACGCAUAGACUACAAUUGAAAUGGUAAAAAGUAGGGGAACAAGCAUAGAGGCAUUGCCACUCCUGUAAAAGUAUUACAUUCAAAUAUAUUUUGCACGAGAACGCAUCGAUUGAGCGUACGGGACGUGUACGGUACCAUCCUAACAACGCGCUGCUUUCCUCAAAAGUACCAAACAGAAGAGAAACAAACAGAAGGCGACAGCAUAUCAUCUAAUCCUCUUACAGAAGAGAAUACUGUAACCUUAAGCUUGAUUUAAACGACGAACCUAGUUCCAACUGCUGGCUUCAUAAUGCUGAGAACACGUUCGCAAAGGAUGCACCUAUGACAGAAUAUGAAAAUGACAAUACCUUACCGGAGCAAUUUGCCAUGGAGAGUUUAAUCCCAUCCUUUGACUGACAUGAAACUCAACAAUAUCUAAUCGAGAGAGCAUCUAAGUGGACAGCGGAAUAUUCUCAAUGGUCAAUUCAUGGACAUUCGACUUUGCUGUGGAUUGCCUUGAGUGCACAAGGUGAUCUGCGCCGGAUUUGCAUGUCAUCAGUUUCUAAUAAAAUAGGCUCCCUUAGCUAUACUUCACUGUUACGUUUGAAUUGAUUUGUUUAUAACAUACGAUUAUAUAUAUGAAAAAGGGAGUUCAUGUGACUUAUUUGGUCAGAUAGCCUAUACAUUUGCAUAGACAUCCUGCCGAGUUGUUGGGUUGUAGCCUCUCCUGCAAACGGCAGGUGUACCAACAUGGAAACCAGCCAGAUUCCAAGCUGAUCCUCUCCCUAUGUGGACGGACGGUGGCAUCGCUUGCCUCCCUCUGGACUCUCGGUCUUGGACCAUGGGUGUGGUCUCUACGAGUGCCAUGCUCUCACACGUGCUUUUUCUCCUGCACUUUGUGACAUUGACACUUUGCCAGUAUGACAACUGCAAGUCUCUGGUUAGUUCAGAUGAUGGACCAACAUGGGAGUUUUAUGCUUGCCAGCCCAAACCCAUGGCUAUGAAGCUGUUCAUGCAAAUUAGGGUGGAUCCCCCUGGCAUCACUUGCGGCAAUCCACCGGAGAGGUUCUGUACUCUGGAGAACCCGUACAUGUGCAGUGACGAGUGUGACGCCUCCAACCCAGACCUGGCCCACCCGCCCCAGCUGAUGCAGGACCGCGAGCGCGGCGGCCCGAUCACCUACUGGCAGACGGUGACAUGGAGCCGCUUCCCGGAGCCCCUGCUGGCCAACAUCUCCCUGGCCUGGAACAAGAGCCUGGAGCUGACUGACGACAUCCAGGUGACUUUUGAGUACGGCCGGCCCACCAUCAUGGUGCUGGAGAAGUCCCUGGACAAGGGGCGCACGUGGCAGCCUUACCAGUUCUACGCCGACGACUGCAUGGACGCGUUCGGCAUGCCGGCCAAGCGGGUGCGCGACCUCUCGGCCGCCAACGUGACGCGGGUCAUCUGCACGGAGCAGUACUCCCGCUGGGUGGGCUCCAAGAACGACAAGGUGGUGCGCUUCGAGGUGACACAGCGCUUCACCGUCUUCGCCGGGCCCAACCUCCGGAACAUGGACGGCCUCUACACGCGCAUGGAGAGCAUGAAGGGCCUGAGGGACUUCUUCACCUUCACCAACCUCAGACUGAGGCUGCUCAGGCCGGCCCUGGGGGGGACCUACGUCCAGAGGGAGAACCUCCUCAAAUACUUCUAUGCCAUCUCCAACAUAGAGGUACCGGCCAGGUGUAAGUGCAACCUCCAUGCUGACCAGUGCACCCUCCAGGAAGGCAGUUUGCAGUGUGACUGUGAGCACAAUACGACGGGCCCGGACUGUAGCCGCUGCCAGAGGGGCUUCAAGGCCAAGUCAUGGAAACCUGGGUCCUACCUGCCCUCCCCAAACGGGUCCCCGAACACUUGUGAGGCUGCUGGGACGCUUGGCAUACCCACAACAGUCCAGCCCCUGCCAACAGUCACACCUGUGCUGGCCACCACAACCAAUCCACCCACAGCCCAACUGCCCACAGUUACCGUGGCUACGGCAGACCGCACCACCUUAAGUGACAAAGUGACAGCUGGGGUGGCUCCUACACUCACCACACAGCUCAAAGAUCCCUUCACUGGCACAGUGCUGCUUAUGGCACCAGACCAAACCUCUGCCCCAGCCACUAUACCAGCCACUGCGCCAGGGAGUAUGCCAGCCACUGUGUCAGUAUUUGCCAAUCUCGACCAGACAGACAGUCCAUCUUUAACCACAGUGACCUCGCCCCCCCCGGAGGUAUCGCCCCCGACAACCGCAGUGAGAGUGCAGCCAAAAGUUACUCAAUCCUCUGAAGCAGCUGACGCCACAUCUGACUCAGUCACACCUUCAUUUGAUGCAACCACUCCAACAUCAGAUGGAUUUACUCAAACACCAGACAGCACGUCUUACACAGUGACUUCUGACACCAGUACCACGACUUAUUAUGACCCAAUGACAACGCUGUCUGACACCAGUACCACGACAUAUUACGACCCAAUGACAACACUGUCUGACACCAGUACCACGACAUAUUAUGACCCAAUGACAACGCUGUCUGACACCAGUACCACGACAUAUUAUGACCCAAUGACAACGCUGUCUGACACCAGUACCACGACAUAUUAUGACCCAAUGACAACGCUAUCUGACACCAGUACCACGACAUAUUAUGACCCAAUGACAACGCUGUCUGACACCAGUACCACGACAUAUUAUGACCCAAUGACAACGCUGUCUGACACCAGUACCACGACAUAUUAUGACCCAAUGACAACGCUGUCUGACACCAGUACCACGACAUAUUAUGACCCAAUGACAACACUGUCUGACACCAGUACCACGACUUAUUAUGACCCAAUGACAACACUGUCUGACACCAGUACCACGACAUAUUAUGACCCAAUGACAACGCUAUCUGACACCAGUACCACAACAUAUUAUGACCCAAUGACAACGCUAUCUGACACCAGUACCACAACAUAUUAUGACCCAAUGACAACGCUGUCUGACACCAGUACCACGACAUAUUAUGACCCAAUGACAACGCUGUCUGACACCAGUACCACGACAUAUUAUAACCCAAUGACAACGCUAUCUGACACCAGUACAACAAUCUCGGCAACUAGCAUUGCAACAUUUUAUACAAGUCCAACAACACCUGACAAAAGUGCCACGUUUGACACAAGUACCACAGCAUUUGAUACAAGUACAUUAACAUUUGACUCAACUACCACAGCAUUUGACACAAAUACAUUCAUAUUUGACUCAACUACCACUGCAUCAGACAAAAUUACCACAGCCUUUUACAAGAGUACUUCAUUUGACACAGGUCCUACAAGAAUGGACACAAUUACUAUAUUUGAAACAACUACUACAACAUUUGAUACAGUGACUCCAACAUCUGACAUAUUUACCACAACUUCUGACACUUUUACUUCAGCAUCUGAUGUAUUCACUUCAACAUCUGGUGUGCCCUUUCUGGCAUCGGACACAGUUGCUCCUGCUUCUGAUGUAGUAACACUACUAAUAGAUGGAUUUACUUCAGCCCCUGAUGAUGGUACCUCAGCAUCUGCUACAUUUGUUCCAGCAUCUGAGGGAGAUACUCUAGCCUUGGAUGUGGCUACUUCAGCAUCUGAUGGACUUACUUCACCACGUGAAGAAGCCACCUCUACACUUGGAACAGUUUCUCCACCUCCUGACACAGUUAAUUCAGCAGCUGCCCCAACCUCUGACACAGAUACAUCAACAUUUGAUGCUCCUUUCCAGGCUCCAGAAGUAGUUUCUACAAUUCCUGACACAUCUUCAUCAGCUCCUGAAGCUGCUACCUCAUCUUCUGACACUGGUGACCCAGCUUCUGAUGCAGUUGAACCAGCUACUGAUGCAGUUGAACCAGCUACUGAUGCAGUUGAAACAGUAACUAAUUCAGUUGAACCAAUUCCUGCUGCAGUUGAACCAGCUCCUACUUCAAUUGAACCAGCUCCUGCUGCAGUUGAACCAGCUCCUACUUCAGUUGAACCAGCUCCUACUUCAAUUGAACCAGCUCCUGCUGCAGUUGAACCAGCUCCUACUUCAGUUGAACCAGCUCCUGCUGCAGUUGAACCAACUCCUGCUGCAGUUGAACCAGCUCCUGCUUCAGUUGAACAAGCUCCUACUUCAGUUGAACCAGCUCCUGCUUUAGUUGAACCAGCUCCUGCUUCAGUUGAACCAGCUCCUACUUCAGUUGAACCAGCUCCUACUUCAGUUGAACAAGCUCCUACUUCAUUUGAACCAGCUCCUAAUGUAGUCGAUAUAGAUCCUGAUGCAUUUGAUCCAGCUCCUGAAUUAGUGUAUCCAGAUCCUGAUAAAGUUGAUCCAGCCCCUGAUUUAGAUGAUCCAACUCCAGAUUCAGAACCAAAACCAGAUUCAGUUGAUCCAGCUGCUGAUGCAUUUGAUCCAGUUACAUUUGACACACUUACAGUUUCUGAACCAAAUCAGGAUUCAGUUGACCCACCUCCUGAUUCAAUUGAUCCAGUCCCAGAUUCAGUUAAUCUAGAUUCAGUUGACCCAAUUAUUGAUUCAUUUGACCCAGCUUCUGAUUCAAUUGAUCCUGCUCCUGAUUCAUUUGAUCCUGCUCCCGAUUCCUUUAAUCCAGCUUCUGAUUCAGUUGAUCCAUCUUAUGACUCAGUUGGUCCAGCUUCUGAUUCCAUUGAGACAGCUCCAGAUGCAGUUAAUCCAGCUACUGAUGCUUCCGCUCUAAUGCCUGAUGCUUUGGGUGGUGCAAAAGUGGAAAAUAAAGAAGAAAAUGUUAAACAGGAAAAAGUUACCACCAAAACUGAAGGCAAAGGGGAAAGCAAAGAGGAGGAGAAAAAAAAUGAUUUUGAAACGAAAGACUAUGAGAAAAAAGCUGUCGUAAAACUGUUGAUUCCUGGUGGGCCCAAAAACAGACAGUCCAAAGUUGCAUUCGUCCAGUUUCAAGACUGCGAAUGCUAUGGCCACUCGAACCGCUGCAGUUAUAUUGACUUCAUCAACAUCGUGACGUGUGUCAGCUGCAAACAUAACACUAGAGGUCAGAAUUGUCAGUACUGUCGACUGGGAUACUUCCGGAAUAUCUCUGCGGAGCUGGACGAUGAGAACGUUUGUAUAGAGUGCAACUGUAACCAGCUGGGGUCGCUCCACGCCCGCUGCAACGAGACAGGCUUUUGCCAGUGUAAGGACGGCUCCACUGGGCCAAAGUGCGAGGACUGUCAGCCAGGAUACACAGCAACGAGACAAGGCUGUUACCCCAACGUCUGUGACGACGAGCUGCUGCUGUGCCAGAACGGAGGCACCUGCAUCCAGAAUCAGAGGUGUGUGUGCCUGCCGGAGUACAGUGGCGUGCUGUGUCAGCAGUUGCUCUGCGAGGGCGAGAAGGGCUGCAACGGGGCCUCCGUCUCCUACCUCAGCCUGGCCGCCACGCUCAGCUGUCUUCUAGCCAGCAACCUGCUUAGAGUGGUCAACGCUUGGUGAGCCACACCUUGGACAUCUGUAGCACACCUGGCCGCGUUAUUCGGGCACCACGCGCUAACCUCAGUCUUCUAGUGCUGUUGCAUUCUGGGACAAAGUGUGCGGAUGCCCCGGCUUCCCGUCGCCUUUGCCACGAUGAGAUAAAGACAGAGCUCUGACUCCGACUCUAUAAAAGCCAGUGCUGAAAGAACUUAUACCAAAAAAAUUUAAUCACUAAGAAAAGUUCAAAGUGAAGCGUAUUCUUUACGAAAAUGAUUUUAUUUGUGGUCAUUGUCGUACAUCUAUGUUUGUUUGUUCUCACCGAAACACUGCACUUGUUUUUUUAACGUAGAUGGCUGUCAUUGCUGCGGCCAAUUAAUGCCAAGUUUCGCUUACUCUCAAAUGUGCAAUUACUUACGUUGCUGCAUAGCCUAUUUGUUUCCUGGCAACCAUCAUGAACUGAAAUUGACUGAAGAAAUUCAAGUUAAAAAAAUUGAAACGUGAUGUUUCAGUAGCCUGGUGAAGAAUCAGUUGUUGCAUGGAAAUUCUGAAGCAAAGGGAGAAAGAGUAUGCCUAUCCAAAUUGAACAAAUUAAUGUAUGUUUCAAAUGAAAUAUAUGACUAUUGUAUAUUAACAAUGUUUGAAUAUUUUUUUGUAGAAAUUGUUAUUUUCAUGUUCUAAGUAAACAUUAUAAUUGUAAAGAAUAUGACCGAUGAUGAGCUUUUUAUUAUUGUAAACCCACCUGCCAGUAUGAUUGACAGAUUCUCCUGAUGCUUACCAAGACACACAGUUGAAGGAAUAAAGUGUGGAGGUCUGACACA